UGUGUGCAAAACAAAAAGUCAAUAAGUGCAACCUGUGCCUUUUGGCAGCCAUUGUUUGGCUCUCUUUAAAGACUUAGGCCCUCAAAACAAAACUUACUAUACAUACAUACGCACGCACGGUUACUCAUUCAACGAUUCUUUCCUCAUUGUACAUCCCUAUAUUUCUUGUUUUGUUUACCAAUAUUCUGUUUACUAAGUGGUUCUAUUAUUUAUCAUCUCUCUCAGAAAAAAAAGAAAAAAAAAAAAAACUAAGUAUUUGGGAAUUGAUAAUUCAAGUCCUGUGUAAAUUUGGUCUCUCUUGUUUUGUUGGAAAUUUGCUGUUCUUGGAUCGGUGAGAGAAAUUCUUAGAUACCCAAUUGGUUGUGAAAAAAAGUUGUUUUUUCUGAGGUGGGGUUUUGGUGUUGGUGUUGGGAAUUGGCAGAGCAGGUAGAUGCGGAGUGGGAGAGGAAGAAGGUGAGGUGGGGCUGGAUUAUAUGGAUAGUUUGUGUUGCUUCAAUUCUGUGUCUCAGGUUGGAGGACGCUCUUCAUGUAGCUCUGGCAAGGGCAGGAGCCAUCAGGGCACAGUCAAGUAUGGCUUCAGCCUAGUUAAAGGGAAAGCAAAUCAUCCCAUGGAGGAUUACCAUGUCGCGAAGUUUGUUCACAUCCAAGGGCACGAGCUUGGACUUUUUGCCAUAUAUGAUGGGCAUUUAGGAGAUAGUGUACCUGCCUAUCUACAAAAGCAUCUGUUUCCUAAUAUCUUAAAGGAGGAUGAGUUUUGGACUGAUCCCAACAGGUCCAUUUCUAAAGCCUACGAGAGAACAGACCAGGCAAUUCUAUCACACAAUCCUGACUUGGGGCGAGGUGGAUCCACUGCAGUCACCGCAAUUCUGAUCAAUGGUCAGAAGUUAUGGAUAGCCAAUGUUGGAGAUUCACGAGCAGUUCUUUCAAGGAGGGGGGUGGCAAUACAGAUGACAAUUGAUCAUGAGCCCAACACUGAGCGUGGCAGCAUUGAGGACAGAGGUGGAUUUGUGUCAAACAUGCCAGGAGAUGUUGCUAGAGUUAAUGGCCAACUAGCAGUUUCUAGAGCUUUUGGAGACAAGAACCUCAAGACACAUUUGCGAUCGGAUCCUGAUGUACAAAAUGCUGAUGUUGAUUCAGAUACUGAGUUUCUCGUACUUGCAAGUGAUGGUCUAUGGAAGGUCAUGGCUAAUCAAGAAGUGGUUGAUAUUGCAAGAAAGACAAAAGACCCACAGAAAGCAGCCAAGCAACUUGCUGCCGAAGCAUUGAAUAGGGACAGUAAGGAUGACAUCUCCAUCAUUGUAGUCCGUUUCAUGGGGUAAACCAGAAUUAUAAAUUCUCCCUACGCUCCAGAAUUUGAAUAUCAAGAGUUUCUAGGCAUGGAUGCAAUUCUAUAGGUUAAAAUCAGUCGGAAAUCUCAUGAAGUCCUGCAUAAAUUUGGAAUUUGUUUCAAAAAAGUUAUUUAUGCCCCCCCUUCCCUACCUUUGUAAAAUUAAAAUUUCUUGCAUUUAGGUUGUGUGAUUUGAUAUUUCUUACAUUUCUUUGAUGUGUAGAUUUCAUACCAUUAUUUUUCUCUGUAAUUUGCGUUGUUACUUCAAAGCGGUGUGAAGACGUUCAUUAAUUUAUUAUAUAGAACAAUGCAUGGGAUGUAUGCAAUUGUUACAAUUGAUAAGCAAUGUAUCAUAGCCUUGAAAUGCUGCUACAAGAAUUGACUCCAUUUUAAGGAUUGGUGAGUUAAUGUUUAAUUUGAUGGCAAACUAUA
This is a messenger RNA of Quercus lobata, 1759 nucleotides long. RefSeq names its product probable protein phosphatase 2C 9. Gene Ontology annotation, molecular function: protein serine/threonine phosphatase activity. The record is from RefSeq and is a predicted model, not a curated record. NCBI's taxonomy places the organism in Eukaryota, Viridiplantae, Streptophyta, Magnoliopsida, Fagales, Fagaceae. The coding region runs from base 474 to 1319 and encodes 281 amino acids. The transcript has 6 exons. Gene Ontology annotation, biological process: protein dephosphorylation.